Molecule: messenger RNA, 1362 nt
Organism: Paramisgurnus dabryanus
Lineage: Eukaryota; Metazoa; Chordata; Actinopteri; Cypriniformes; Cobitidae
Source: RefSeq, a predicted model, not a curated record
AUGCGGCGAUUUGCUUCAGGUGUCACGACAGAGGCUCAUCCGCUCUAUGGGAUCUUCAUGGCACGUCUGUCCAUGUGCAUCUUUGAGUGGGAUCCAGAUGAUGUGGCUGCUCUUCACCGUGCAAAGGAGGGUGAGCUGGCAGCAAAGAAGGCUGGCCACAUCUCAGGAAAGGCGCUGAGUGCCCGCAUUACCCGGAGAGAGUUGGCACUGCACUGCCGGAGGAGGACCAGGGGUGUGGAGGAGACCACCAGAUUGAUUGGAUCUCUGGUUGAUCUGUUUGACAGUGCGAGUGGUAAAGACACUCUGGGAGUUCCUCUGCUGGACCAUGAACGGAUCCAGCAGAUUUGGAAAGAACAGCGUAAGCACGUACAGUGUAUCCAAGACCCUGAGAACUUUCCCCUCUACACGAAGACAGGGACACUGAAGAAAGGCGGUGUGGAACUGUGCUGCUACAGAUGUGCCCGUGGCUCUACCUCUUUGGAAUCAUUCCACCUCCACCUAAACCGUUUUAUUCCAGGAACCAGUGCCAGUGAUGCACAUUUUCAGGCUUAUCUUCUUGAGGGCUUGAUGCGCUGGAAUGAUGACAGGAUGGAAGAUGCCAUAAAAGGAGCGUCCUCCAUCCGGACAUAUGGCAGUGCCAUGAAAGAGGCUGUGGACAAGCUUUCCCGAACUGUCUUCGGAAAGCCCUGGGAUGAGCGCUAUCGCCCUCCUGGAGCAUAUACAGGUGAAUUGCUGGGAAUGGAGUACCUUUACAGCCAGACUGGCAAAACACUUACUCCAGUGCUCCAGAACCCAGAGGAGGAAGACAGGCUGGUGGAGGAAGUUGAUGAUCAGGACCUGCAAGAUGAGGGGUUUGAGGAAGAGAUCAUGGAGGACAUCACAGUUCCAGUGCUGUAUGAGGAUGACCCUUGCCGUGAUCUUGAAAACAGCCCCUCAUCUUUGCCUUUGCAUCAGUCCCCAGCAUCGAUGGCUGAUGUGUUACUGGCUGAGCCGUCCACAUCAUCAUCUCCUGGUGGAGAACGACAGCAUCUUGCCCCUGCCCAUUCAGUGCUGUCACAGCCAUCUGACACUGGAAGCAGUAUUUCCGACGAGGCUCAGGGAGCAGUCAUUGGACCCGAUGGCAUCGCUGGGUGGGACAAGGUCCUGGAUUUGGCUGGUUUCCUGGUGGGUCUUCGUGAGGCUCCUUACCUUACUGACCAGCAGGUGACAGAGGCCAUCCAGCUGUGGAAAGCUCUCCUAGAUUUCGACAAACAGCAGGUCAACUAUCAGCCUCGACAUCAGCCUCAGCUGACACAUGGGCGCUAUAAGGCACCGAAGCGGUCUGGAGUCACACCAGGUGUGGAGAGUGUAAACGGUGUCUGA